This is a messenger RNA of Trachemys scripta elegans, 1690 nucleotides long. It is a transcript of the gene PIMREG, whose product is annotated as PICALM interacting mitotic regulator. The coding region runs from base 190 to 1095 and encodes 301 amino acids. The record is from RefSeq and is a predicted model, not a curated record. The transcript has 5 exons. NCBI's taxonomy places the organism in Eukaryota, Metazoa, Chordata, Testudines, Emydidae.
CAGGGGAGAGCAGCCCGGGAGGAGACAGGCGCGAGCCAAUCCUAGAGGAGGAAGGAAACAGCGCGCAAUUUAAAUCCGCAGGCGAUUGAUGAUUCACCGGGCAGCAGUCGGUGCAAGUGGGGCCGGGCUGGGAGCGGCGGCUUUGUCUGAUCCCCUUUGAACCAAGACUACUCCAAGAAGCGAAGAGUGAUGGCAUCUGUGUUCCAAAGUGUUGGGGCUACAACUGGCUGGAGGAGCCACCAGCUACUGGCUGACUUUGAAAAUGAGAGUCCAGUGCCUGACAAAUUUAGAAAGAAGCCUUCUUCAAGCUCUCUCAAUACCCUUCGCAUGUCUCUGAGAAAGCGAAUGCCCUUAAAGCAAGUGGAGAUGAACCUCAGUGAGAAUCCAACUUGGGAAAGUCUGGAAGCGAAAGAGAAGCGACAAACCUUCCGGGCUAUCACAAGAACAGCAAAAAAUGCUUUUGGAACAGUGUCCCAGAAAAUACAGAAGUCCUGCCAAAACCACACGCAAUCGCUAAUCAUCUCUCCAGCUAAAGCCCCUGCAAGGAGAAAUGGCAUCACUUGCUCUGCCAAGAAGAGAAGCACUUCACCUCGAACUCCUAGUCGGAAGAAUAGGCUGGCCACAAUGCCCACCCCAUUGUCUGGUCCCACUUGCACCCCCGGGUCCAGCAGGAGAGCCUCUCUUUCAUCCAGAUCUGCAAAGAGCUUGGUGGGGAAAGAAUGGAGGAGUUUCUCUUACUGGCUUGGAAAAGAAGCUGUCCCUCUCCGGAGAUCAAGGAGAGCAGCAGCUCUAAAGAGCCCAUAUUCAUCACCUAUGCCUGCCAGCAGAAAGAGAGAGUUUGACUGCGAGUUAGAAUCAGUCUCUAUGGGAAUUCGCCGGCUGAAACGUCUUUCUCAGGUGUUCGAUGAUGUCAUUGUGAGAGAGGAGAGAGAACAAGCGAUAUCCCAUUAUCAGCAUCUAAUGGCACAAAACUUGCGAUCUGUGCAUCGGUCUCGGAAACUCUCCCAAUCUGCUUUCAGACGGCGUGCGAGGAGGCUGCAGCAUGCAGUUGGCACUUGGACUGAGAUGGCUUUAAACAGUAUUAACAACGUGUGAGCAAAUGAAGGAUUAACUAUCUAUGGGAGUUGGAGGGGUGUAUUGUCUGUUUGGAUUUAAGUGACUGUGCUUUGAAUAAGCCAUUAACCAUUUUUAGAAUACUACCUUUCAAUUCAGCUCUGGUUUAGCCUUCCAUGGAUUUCUCCUGCCAAUGGUGCAGGGAUUAUAUUAAAGUAUAUCACAUGACCACCCCCAUGGUAUUGCCCAGCAAUGGAACAGUAAACUGAACUCACUUAACCAGCACUUUCAAAUGGGACAGGCAUGGUCCAGUGUUUUGAACUUUAGGGCUGAGCUAAUUACUACUGAAUGAUUUUAAGGGAAGACAAUAGUAUCAGUGUCUGACUCCUGAUCUGUGACAUUGGGGAUACUUGCUUCCUAUACCUCCCUCAUGAGAUGUUGAGGACUUUAAGUUUCUACAGAGCUUUGGAAACUAAAAAAGCACCAAUGCCUAUGCUUUUCCAAAGUGCAUGAAUUUCAUUGAAUUUCAAUGGGAUUUAGUGGCCUUAAGUGCUUCUGAAGACUUUAUGCUAUGUGCCAAAACCAUAGUCUACAAAAUGGUGUCUGGCUGUGAUUUCAGUUACUGUGGGUUGACAUG